AUGCCACUUUCGCACGGCGUCGCACCGGCGACGCAGGAGUGCCUUCGGUCUAGCCCGAAGAGAGCCACAGCGCAAUUGCGAAGGCUGGCGCAGGAGAAAGGUUCUCCUUCUGCUCGCCGUUUUCUGGACGAGUUGCAGCGCCUCGCCCUGCGCAUCAACAUGAUCCACCUGAACACGGUGAUGGCCUCUUUGGCAGCAGAAAAGCACUGGUCACAG
Molecule: messenger RNA, 216 nt
Organism: Symbiodinium necroappetens
Lineage: Eukaryota; Dinophyceae; Suessiales; Symbiodiniaceae
Source: the annotation of a GenBank genome assembly